CAAUACAGAUUUUUUCUUUUAAUUUUUUUAAAAAUCUUUUUGCCUUUUUAUUUUUGUCCGAUGAACCCUGCUUAAUCCUCCAUUCCUCCCGGAACCGCGAAUUCACUCUCGCAGGCAAUCGCCGUCGCACAAUCCACCACCCGCCUAAGCCGUCGGCCGUCCGCCGUCCACUCUCCAUCCGGGCCCUCCAUACGGCCGCUUCUCUCUCAAAUCGAUGGUGUCUUCUAUAGAAACUCUUCAUGUCUGCUAGAACUUUCUUCAAAAUAAAUUCGCGGUGUUGGCUGAAUCGACUCUUGUUUUUCUGCCAUAUAGGGAGCUUUUAAUACGUAUUUUAGAAUUGUUGGUACUUUUACAUGAACAAAACAUCGGGUAUCCCCCAUUCUCCUUUACGAGUUUGAAACCGAGUUCCGUUCCAUGGCAGCAUGUUGUCCAAGUUGCUCCAAGUUCACACCAAGUUCUUUUCUUCCACACUCCUCUCUUGUUCCCUCUUUUUUCGGUGUCCCUUCUAGCUAUGUGAGGUCUGUUAAUGUCCGUUGUUUCUAUAAGUGUCAAAGAGUUUGGCUUCGGUCAAGCCGUCGUUUUGUUCCUCUACUUGCUUCGUCGUGCAGCAAUUUUGAGUCUGUGGAACUGCAAGAAGCCCAGAAUGCUGUUUCAAAACUUCUUCGAGAAUUCGGGGUGUCUGAGGAGGAAUCUAAUUCUAUUGCAUCUAAUUCACCGAAGUAUGUGAGGAUGCUGGUUGAUGAAGUACGGGAUUUGGACGAACUUUCAAUGUGGGAGACGCAAAUUGGCGGGUUCCAGGAGAAAGUGGUUCACAUUGCUAGGAAGAAAGGUGAUAAUGGCAAAGUUGUAUACUUGGAGAGUCUGGGUUUGAGCCUCUCUUCAGCUAUGAACGUGGCCAGAUAUCUGUCAGGAGAAACACUUGUAGCACUCAUCCAUAAGGUUAAGUGUAUGAAGGAACUGUUCUUUUCUGGCAGUGAAAGUUAUGAGUUCCCGGUCAGAAGAGUUCGCAAUAUGAUGAUGCAGUUAUCUAUUCCUAUUGAUGAAGAUCUGCAGCAGACUUUGUCCUUUUUUGAAAAGGUUGAAGCAAGGCGUGGAGGUUUGACCAUGUUGAAUUCCAGUGAUGCUGCUUUUGAUUUUUUAAUUGAAUCAUUUCCCCGUCUACUUUUGUUAUCAGUAAAAUCUCACAUGAAACCGUUAGUGGAAUUUCUUGAGAGUGUUGGAAUCCAAAGAGAUCUCAUGAGAAAUAUACUGUUGACUUUUCCUCCCUCUUUGCUGUGGAAUAUUGAAGUAUUUAAAAGUCGAAUACUAGCCUUGAAUGAGAUUGGUGGUGUAAAUAACAAUCAUGUUAAGUUGCUGAUAAAAUAUCCAUGGAUAUUAUCAAAAAGCAUUCAAGACAACUAUAAGGAAAUCCUCUCUUUGUUUGAUUCGGAGAAGGUUCCCAAGGCAUUUGUUGAUCAUGCAAUCAAAAGCUGGCCCCAUAUCCUGGGCUGUUCAUCUAGCAAGCUAAAGCUGAUGGUUGAUCAGUUUGGUGAGAUAGGAGUUCAACAGAAGAAGUUAGGUCAAGUUAUUGCUAAAAGUCCUCAGCUACUGUUGCAGAAGCCACAAGACUUUCUCCAGGUUGUUCUGUUCUUUGAAAAUAUGGGGUUUGAUAGACAAACAAUUGGGAAAAUACUGGUUCGCUGCCCUGAAAUCUUUGCUGCUUGCCCUGCCAAGACUCUCAAGAGAAAGAUUGAGUUCCUCCAUAGUAUUGGUGUUUCUGAAGUUCACCUUCCUCGGGUCAUAAAAAAGUAUCCAGAACUUCUUGUGUCCGAUCCAGACAGAACCAUGCUACCUAGGUUGGUGUACUUGAUGAAGUUAGGACUAUCUGAAAGAGACAUUGCAUUGAUGGUACGAUCAUUUUCUCCUCUGCUUGGAUACAGCAUUGAGGAGGUUCUGAGACCCAAAGCAGAAUUUCUGGUGAACACAAUGGAGAGGCCAGUGAAGGACGUGGUGGGAUACCCCAGGUAUUUUAGCUAUUCUUUAGAGAAGAAGAUAAAGCCAAGAUUUUGGGUGCUUAAGGGAAGAAACAUUGAGUGUAGUUUGAAGGAUAUGCUAGCAAAAAAUGACGAAGAAUUUGCUGCUGAAUAUAUGAAUCUCCCAUCUCCUCAUUCUUGAAUUCAGCAUGGACUUGUGUCUUGCUAGGCUGUAAAUAUUAUAUACCCUUGGUUUCCAAGUGUAUAUUUAUUUUCAUAGGUUUAAAGAGAGCUCAAAAGUUAGGAGAAGAUUAUUUUUUUGGGAGAAUAUCAAUGAAGGACCGUUGAAUUUUUUUAAAAGGACACUAGUUAGAUGUAAUGCUUGUUGUAACAAUAACUUCACUUCUUCAACGGUCCUUCAUUGAUAUUCUCCUUUUUUUUUUUUUACUAAAUUACAAAAAUCUGCAAAACGGUGAGCCACCCUUGGUAAAAUACUUGCACAAUUUUUGCAAGAUGCAUUGCCAUAAGAUAGACAUGUUUUAUUGUUUU
Molecule: messenger RNA, 2501 nt
Organism: Prosopis cineraria
Lineage: Eukaryota; Viridiplantae; Streptophyta; Magnoliopsida; Fabales; Fabaceae
Product: transcription termination factor MTERF2, chloroplastic-like
Exons: 7
Coding region: 415-2154 (579 amino acids)
Biological process (GO): regulation of DNA-templated transcription
Molecular function (GO): double-stranded DNA binding
Source: RefSeq, a predicted model, not a curated record